Messenger RNA from Penicillium daleae, 897 nucleotides. RefSeq lists its product as uncharacterized. Bases 1 to 897 code for a protein of 298 amino acids. The transcript is spliced from 4 exons. The record is from RefSeq and is a predicted model, not a curated record. NCBI's taxonomy places the organism in Eukaryota, Fungi, Ascomycota, Eurotiomycetes, Eurotiales, Aspergillaceae.
AUGUUGGGUGUCAUGCCCGAUGGCAGCAAGGUGUUCGUGAUCGGCCCCGGCCAGAGGCUGGCCGUCAUUUGCUGUUGUGAACUGGUCCAGGAGAAUGUGAACAAGAAUAUGACACCCUGUCCAAACGGUGCCGUCAGUUCAAAGUCGAUCUCGAAUCCCUGGACGGAGUGGUCUGCCGCCAGAUCGAGAGUGACACGGCGAGGCGUAGGGAUCCAGUCAGAUUUGAGGUACUUUGCAAUAUCCGUCGUGAUUCCCAUCUUGCCCUCUAUCCAACGCAGCCACCUUGCCGGAGCUGGAGUUUGUAAACGUGCCCGACUUUCGAACGAUGAUCUUUGCCGAGUGGACGACGAGGUUGAGUGCCGCAAACAGUUUGCUGUUGAGAGGAUCCGUUGGCGUCGAAGGAUCGAUGCCGCUGACAUUGAAAGCCAGACGCAGCACCGGCUCGUAGUCCAUGCCAGGCAUGAACCACAACGCAUUCCGAUGACCCUGCUCCGCUACCGGCGUCAACUCAAGACCUAUGGCCGAGGCUCCGGCAGCGAGGAAGGCUGGCACAGGCACUAUCAGUUCGUUGCAGACCGCCUUGAGCGUCGUGGUCGCCAUGUGGAGCCUCGAGACGAACCCAUCUUGCAGGCCGCCGCCUUCGUCGUCCUCGUCAGGAUCCAACUCUGGCUCCUGAAGGAAGCCAUCCCCGGCGAUAUCAAUCACGGUCACAGCAUCUGCCUCGCUCGGGCCACCGGGUUGCCAGUGGGCCGCGAGCGGGAAGGCCUCCCACACAACUUGCACCUCCUGCUGCGACAGCUUCCCACCGUUCACCCCGAUCCGUCGUCCGUUCCAGUCAUACGAACCGGCAAUGUCGUUUCCAUCAGCCUGCGACUCGACUCGGACGCAGGACAAUGA